Messenger RNA from Heterostelium album PN500, 501 nucleotides. RefSeq names its product CAP domain-containing protein. NCBI's taxonomy places the organism in Eukaryota, Evosea, Eumycetozoa, Acytosteliales, Acytosteliaceae. The coding region runs from base 1 to 501 and encodes 166 amino acids. The transcript has 4 exons. The record is from RefSeq and is a predicted model, not a curated record.
AUGGAGUUUAAUAAUCUCUUCACUUCUCUAUUGAUUAGAAUAAAUAAAUUUCAAGAUGAAAAUAAUUACUUUGUUUAUAGUUUUAGUUAUUUUUCAGUUAUAUCUAAUCUUCACUUAUCUUUAUUGAAUAAAGAAAGAGCUAAACUAAAGUUAGGACUAUUGACCUACUCCAAUUGUCUAAUGGAAGCUGCUCAAGAUCAAUCUUCAUAUAUGUUAUCUAAAAAAAAUUUAACAUAUAGUAAUCCACAUGGUGAUUUAUUUUCAAUUGCUCGUUUUUAUGGACAAAAAAAAGUAAAUAAUGUAUAUGAAAAUAUAGGAUAUGCUUAUGAAGAUGACAAAGAUAUCAUUGAAGAAUUUAUGAAAGGUCCCCAAAAAGAAAAUAUACUCAAUAAAAAGGUUACUCAAGUUGGAGUUGGCGUAGCACAAACCAAGAAUGGACCACUCUAUUGGACACAGUUUUUUACUGACGGGACAUGCUCCAAGUAUAAUUAUAUUGCUUAA